AUGCUUUUUGGAUUGCCGCCAGUCACAGGUCGGCACAAUCUCUCGUUGGUUUUCACUCUCACCACAACUCUCCGUUUUGUUUGGUUGCUUAAAGUCGCGACGCGUCUCACAUGCGGUGAUGAUGGAGAAAAAAAUUCAGUGCCGAUUGUCUUAAGAAGAUUAACAUCAACAGCUUCAGCUAAGUGA
Messenger RNA from Clunio marinus, 186 nucleotides. The record is from the annotation of a GenBank genome assembly. NCBI's taxonomy places the organism in Eukaryota, Metazoa, Arthropoda, Insecta, Diptera, Chironomidae.